Molecule: messenger RNA, 3732 nt
Organism: Stegostoma tigrinum
Lineage: Eukaryota; Metazoa; Chordata; Chondrichthyes; Orectolobiformes; Stegostomatidae
Gene: paox
Product: polyamine oxidase
Exons: 7
Coding region: 164-1684 (506 amino acids)
Molecular function (GO): polyamine oxidase activity
Source: RefSeq, a predicted model, not a curated record
UUUUGUUUUUGCAACUCAUGCUACGUACUUGUUGGUUACCGCCCACCUCAAGGGUGUGUUAUGUCUGGGGAACUUUAAAGUGGCCAAAAUGCGCAGAAUCUAGGCAGCCGAGCGGCGGGUUAUAGGGCAGUGUAAAACACCAGCUGGGAUCUCCAGGACAAAAAUGGCUCGGCUUAUCACCAGGCAGGAGCACGACCCCAGCAUCGUCAUCGUCGGUUGCGGAUUAGCGGGUCUGGGAGCCGCUCAAAGGCUCCUGCAGCACGGCUUCAGCAAGAUCCGGCUGUUGGAGGCCACCCAACGAUGUGGCGGCCGCGCCUGGAGCCGGCAGUUCGGUAAAGGUUUGGUGGAUAUUGGAGCACAGUGGAUCCAUGGGCCAUCUAAGCAGAAUGCUGUGUUCCACUUAGCCAGCCAACAUAAUCUUCUGGAUGAAAAAGCAAUGUCAGAGGACAACCAGGCUGUACAAAGAAAUGGACAACCACCUGAUGUAUCAACCUAUUACACCAGCUCAGGAAAAAAAGUAGGGCAAGAAAUAACGGCUCCCUUGGAAGAGUUGUAUUCAACAUUUAAUGCAAGAAGUAAGAAGUUCUUCCAGUCAAAGACACAACCUGUCCACAGUUUGGGUGAAUUCCUAAAACUUGAAAUUGCCAGGUGUGCUGAAGAUUGGAAGGGUGAUGAGGAAAUGUGUAACCUUAAACUUGCUGUGCUGAAUACAGAAUUCAAGAUAGGGUGUUGUAUCUCUGGAACGGACAGCUUGGAUCUGGUAGCACUCCAGCCUUUUGGAGAGUAUGUGGUGUUACCUGGAAUUGAUUGUGUUUUUCCAGGUGGAUUUGCAAGCCUUGUUGAUGCAAUAAGGAGAUCUCUGCCAAAGGAUAUUAUAUCUUAUGACAAGCCAGUUAAAUGCAUCCAUUGGAAUGGAUCCUUCAAAUCACCUAAUACACCGGACUAUUCUUACUCGAUUCUGGUGGAGUGUGAAGAUGGGGAAACUAUACCAGCAGAUCAUGUUAUUGUCACUGUUCCUUUAGGUUUCCUUAAGGAACAUUAUAAAACGUUUAUUCAUCCCUCAUUUCCUCCCAGUAAAAUCGAUUCCAUUCAGAAACUGGGCUUUGGAACAUGUAAUAAAAUCUUCCUUGAAUUUGAGGAGCCAUUUUGGGAACCAGAAAGUCAAUUGAUUAGACUGGUCUGGGAAGAUGAGUCUCCACUGUUCAGCACACGGCCAGAUCUACAAAAGGAGUGGUUCAGAAAGAUAUUAGGUUUUAUUAUUCUACAGCCUAUGGAAAGGUAUGGCCAUGUCAUUUUAGCGGUACUUGCUGGUGAGGAAGCUAAUUAUAUGGAGAGUCUAUCAGAUUGUGAAGUCAAAAAUUGUUUGACACAAAUCAUACGUAAAUUCACAGGAAAUCCACUGAUACCUCCACCAAAGGGCAUUAUUCGGUCAAGAUGGUAUAAUGAUCAAUACACAAGGGGAUCAUAUAGUUACACUGCAGUUGGAAGUUCAGGGGAUGAUAUAGAUGUAAUUGCUCAGCCUCUCCCAUUUACAUCUACACAAGGACAGCCUUUGCAGGUGCUUUUCGCUGGUGAAGCUACUCACCGGACAUUUUAUUCUACUACCCAUGGUGCCUUGGAGUCAGGUUGGAGGGAAGCAGAUCGCCUGAAUAACCAUUAUGUGUCAUUAACUUCUGUGAAUUAAAAUUCAUAAAACGUUAUAACAAUCUACCACAAUGCACCUGUCAUCUCCAUCUUUAAUUAAAUCCACGUGGUAUCCAAACUUUUAAAUUGUGUUAGAGAUUGAAAGUGGAGAUUAUAGAGAGUGCUUAAAUGAAUUGUAUUCCUGUGCAUGAAUGAAAAAUUCUAUUCUAACAAAUUGAUGUCAAAGUUCAAGAAAAAUUUUGAACCGAGCUGACCAUAGGUAAAAAUUGAUUGGUGGCAACCAGAAGCAUUCUGAAACUUUGUUCAGAAAGGAGUGUGUGAAAGCACCUGAUCAAGAUGUAAAACAUAUUUGGCAUCUUCUAAAGUAAAGCUUAUGAGUUCAACACUCGGACCAGAUUGUAUGCUGUUCUCGAGGCAUACUGCAUCCACUCUGUCUCAGUUUGUUUCUUUUUCCAUCCCAUUCUCAUAUUUCCCCACUACCAGUUUUCUAUAUUCUUACUCUGCUACCACAUACAAAACUCCUACUGGCUCUUUUUUUCCUCUUCUGCUGAUCCCUUUGCAUAGAUUAUGAUCUACAUCGUGUAACUGAUUCUUUUGAAUGAAUGAAUGUGUAUUUUUUUUCAUUUCCAUCACCCAAACUGAAAGUCCAAUCUCUAUAUGCUUGUCCAAGCAUUGUUGAAUGUUGAAUGUUUCUCUUUGCUAUUUUUAACCAUUGUUUUGAUAUUCUUUAUACCUACAGGUAAUGCUGUGACUUACCAAAGUUCAUGACUUUAUCAUGGAUAGAAUUUGUGUCUUAAUAGUGUCUGUGAUCUUUGUUUUUAAUGUGAGAUGUGUUUUUAUUUUCUUACCCUCGGUGUGGUUUCUCCAUUUAAAUAAUUCCAGAAGCAGACUUUGGGAAUAUAAAAAUAAAGAUUGUAUGAUCAUACAAGUGUUCUGGGAGACUUUUAAUGCAACAUCACACACAUACUGUCAAAGAUAAGAUUAUAGGUAAAGUGAAAAACAGUGAUUACAAUGGAUAAAUAUUUUAGUCCCUUUCAUAGUAGGGCUGUGGUUUUUUUUUUGAAGAAUUGACACUUUUUAGCUAGUAUGGAGAUCUUGUGGAAGCAGAGUCUCCUCAGUAAGCUGCAAGGUGUUUCGUAUCAGAGAUAAUGGGAACUGCAGAUGCUGGAGAAUCCGAGAUAACAAACUGUGGAGCUGGAUGAACAUGGCAGGCCAAACAGCAUCUUAGGAGCACACAGGCAUAGUUGAAUGUCAAGGAGUUUGGCUCUAAGGUGAACUUGCAGCUGCAGCAGGUUGGGGCUGGGGGCAGGGAAGGCACAUCUUACUUUCAAAGUAUAGUUUUUACCUGAAAGGUCACUGGACUCAACAUUACCUCUCUUUUCUCUCAACCAAUGCUGUCGGACCUGCUGAGUUUCUCCAGCAAUUUCUAUUUUAGCUUUUAGCUGGACUGCUCGGUUCUCUUGCAGCUGGUCUAUUCUUUACAAAGGAACCAGUGAAGUUCAUGCGUGUCUGUGAUUGCCCAAAGUCUGAUUAGUUCUGAAGAGAGGGCCUUUGAUUCUCCAGCCACUCUUUUUUUUUUUUGUAAAUCAAUUCUUUAGUGGUAGUAUGGCUUAAUUUUCUGUACUAAUUCCAUGACUUGAAUAUUUUCUUAUUUCUUGGUGACCAGAACUGAAAAAGUGAAAAUUAUGCUGAAGCUGCGAUUGUUGUAGAUUUACAUCAGAUCAUUAUAUGUGAGCUCAGAAAUUGCAAUAUCUACCAUGCACCAACCACCAACAGCUUCUUUGAUGCCGUAUUGUCCAUAAUUAAAAUGUUUUAUUGUACACCUUGGUCAUCACAAAUCCAAUGUUACUGAUCACUUAAAUUGAAAAUGUCUUUGUUCUGAAGAUCGCUCCUUUUUUAAAUUACUUGUUUAAAAAUCUCCUUUAGUAGAGUACUUUAUCUUUGUUUUGUCAAACCAUCCAGAAAUUUAUUUAAAAUUACUGUAUGGGGAAAUAACUUUGAAUGUCAAAUUUUAUAUACUAAAAUGCAGAAAUUGUGAAUUUUCUAUCCACGUAGACAAAGAAUAAACCUGUCAAGCAUCGAUAUGAA